CAGGGCUUCACCAACCAGAACUGUCUCCACACUGAUUACACCAAACAGGCUUAAAGGUCUGACUCGGCUUGAUCACACUUAAUCAGGUGUACAGAGUACUACCACAUCUUUGAACCAGGAUAAUUUAACAAAGGUCCAACAACAAUGGCGUCUGUUCAGUUCCGCCAAGCCCUUCUCAUGCUCAAACUUGGGACUGAAGACAGUCAUUCAUCUGAUGUCGGAGAGGACAUGACGUGUCCAAAAUGUCUGCCGUCGUCGCAGCUCGACUACAGCUUGUUCCGCCGAGGUUCCAUGGAGAUGCCAGAGAUGUGCUUGUGUAAAGACAGCUGCCUCAGUCUCCGACGUCAGUCCGUUCACUGGGCAGAUGAAAGUCACCCGAGUCUGGAGACACCUAGAUCUCAGACAAGGAACGCCAAGAGAAACAAGCCAAGGUCCAUUCUCAAGACAAAGGAGAGUGAAAAGAACUCGUGAGGAGCUAUCCUACACUAACUGACAAGACGAAGAGCAGACAUGACCUGGUACCUCAGCAGGACAGGUGCUUGACGGUAGUAUCUGACUGUAGGUUGAAGGUGCAAUACACGAAGUUACUGGGACUGUCCCCUAACAAGAGAUCUAGAUGUCCUAUAUUCGACGCAUCCACCAUCUUUAUGGGCGUAUACUGCCAAUCACCCCUCGAUGGCGCAAUGGAGAAGCUGUGCACGUUUCCUGAGUGUCAUUGCUUAUUGACAAUUGUGACGUCACUACG
Haliotis rubra (blacklip abalone) is the source of this 745-nucleotide messenger RNA. RefSeq lists its product as uncharacterized. Bases 145 to 471 code for a protein of 108 amino acids. Lineage: Eukaryota; Metazoa; Mollusca; Gastropoda; Lepetellida; Haliotidae. The record is from RefSeq and is a predicted model, not a curated record. The transcript has 2 exons.